Messenger RNA from Phycomyces blakesleeanus NRRL 1555(-), 1572 nucleotides. RefSeq lists its product as hypothetical. NCBI's taxonomy places the organism in Eukaryota, Fungi, Mucoromycota, Mucoromycetes, Mucorales, Phycomycetaceae. The record is from RefSeq and is a predicted model, not a curated record. Gene Ontology annotation, biological process: mitochondrion distribution. Gene Ontology annotation, cellular component: cytoplasm. The coding region runs from base 1 to 1572 and encodes 523 amino acids. The transcript has 13 exons.
AUGCGUGAGAUUCUUACUUUGCAACUAGGCCAACUGGCAAACUUUGUUGGCACACACUAUUGGAAUGCACAGGAAGCCUAUUUUAACUAUGGCAAUGACACUAAACCAGAUCUUCUCGAUCAUGAUGUUUUGUAUCGUGCCGGUAAAACACCGACGGGCAUUGAGACAUAUACACCGCGUGUGUUGAUUUAUGAUCUCAAAGAUUGCUUUGGGUCAUUGCAAAAGUAUAAUCGUCUUUUUGAGUCUGAGGAAUCCACCAAAAUAGCAUGGGAUGGAGGAGUCAAUACAAUUACUACCAAAACAUAUGAAAAAAACCCUUAUCAGCAGCAGUUAGAUCGUAUGGAAGAGGAUCCUAGUCAUACAGACAUGGAUGUAGAUGCCGUAGACAAACUCGACCACACGGUUAAAGUUUGGUCCGACUUCAAUCGCAUUUAUUACCACCCUCGAUCCAUGAACCCAAUUGUAACCCAUCAGGCUGAAAGUACACUUACUCCAUUUGACAGCUACACUGCCGGAAGGAAAGCCUAUACAGAUAAUGAAAAGGUCGGUCUAUUUGCUGCUCAAGAAGAAACGUCUAUAUUUGAAGACAAUUUCCGCUUCUUUGUCGAAGAAUGCGAUCAAUUACAAGGAUUUCAAAUAUUUACUGGUGUUGAUGAUGCUAUGGGUGGCUUUACCGAAGGCCUUUUGGAUGACAUUCGUGAUGAGUUUCCUAAGACUACUGUAUUAACAUACGGGCUGUCAGAUACCACACGUAAUCCAUCGGCAGAGAGAGCACGUCAGAAAGAAACCCUCAAUCGUGCAUUUUCUAUUGCCAGACUUACCAAACUAUCCUCUCUAUACGUACCUCUUUACACACCCACACCCAAGCGUAUGGCUUAUUCAUCCCGGAGUCCUUACAUCCAUCCCAAGUCUCACAAGGCCUACCAGUAUGAACUGAUGUACCAUACAAGUGCUAUUCUGUCUACGGCUAUCGAAACUGCCUCAUUGCCUUAUAGACUUAAAAAGAAUGGAACCAGUUUGAGUGAGAUGGUUUCUCGCCUUAACUGGCAUGGAAAUACUUACGUUGGUGGAUUGGAAUCUGUCUUACCAUUGCCAAUCGUCCGUACUGGUUAUAAUGAUACCUUGGAAACAAAUAAUGUUCUCCCAAUCAUAGAUCACUCUGCUCCUUCAUUAAGUGUUCUUGCUGAUAAAAAGAAAGAAGAAACCUUUGGCGAAUACAUUGUCACUCGCGGUUUGCCUAGUUUUGAUUCAAGAUAUUUUGUGGAUCUUGCUUACCCUUUGAUCGAUUCUUAUCCCCGUUUCUUCUCAUCCAACAUUAGCCAAGAUGGACUUUUAACACCUUAUACUAAUAGUGAGCCUCCAAGAAGUGUUCCUACCUUGACCCGUCUUGCUACGGGAUCCAAGGUGCGGCUUGGUAUGGAGCACCGGAUCGAGUCUAUAAAUUCAAUUUCCUUUAGCGAUUUCUUUGAAUUUUCCGAGGGUGAGAACGGAUUUGGGCGAGAAGAUUAUCUGGAGAUGAAAGAGGAUAUGAUUACCCUUUCGGACUCCUAUAGUUGUGAUGAAGACAUGUAA